AUGUUCCGAAACUUUACUAGCACACUUGCGGCGGUGAAUGCGGGCGGGAAGAAGGACGAUGCAAAGAAGAGUAUAUCGCCCACCUUGCGUACAGAUAUAUACAGCGCGAUGGACCAGACGAAAGCGUGGCUGGGUGGAGAGGGAGGAGGGGGUCAAGCAGGGGAUGGGGUGUCGUACGGGUCGAUUGUGUCGACUAUCCAGAAACACUUCCCAGAUAUCACAGUGGGACUCGACUCUGUGGGGCAAGCAGAGGGGGAGGUGGCGAUCGUGGUCGGGGGCGUUACGAAUAUGAUACUGGAGAUGAGCAAGUGGGACGGGAUGGCCGGGGGCAUGGCCAUGCGCACGUGGGUCGACACCCUCAGCGACGCCCACGGGAGGAUUAGCGCCGACCGCGGCGGGGUUAAGAUAUCCAGAAAGGAGCUCGUCGGUCGGGGCAUUACCCGUGGAGUCAAUCAGUUGACCGAUGUAACGCUCAUGACAAGAGAGUUUGCCGCCAGAAUACAGAUCAUAUCCCUCUUAAAGAGUGUAAACACUAAAAUACACGGGACUGGAAGCGACCAGGCCAGACAGGGUGAGGCGCUCUGGAGCUCAAAGUUUAUUUGA
Serpula lacrymans var. lacrymans S7.9 is the source of this 603-nucleotide messenger RNA. RefSeq lists its product as uncharacterized. The transcript is spliced from 2 exons. Lineage: Eukaryota; Fungi; Basidiomycota; Agaricomycetes; Boletales; Serpulaceae. The record is from RefSeq and is a predicted model, not a curated record. Bases 1 to 603 code for a protein of 200 amino acids.